UCGAGGAAAAUUCCACAUAAAAAAAUCUCUUGCAAAAGAUAUCUAUGACCUUGCCUCUCUGAUGUAACAGAAAAUUGAGAGCUAGUUAGCUUUUCGUUUUUCAAGAGUUCACGCAAUUCACGUUACAGUCAGGAGCCAAUGGAAGCGUCAACGAACCGGUAUGCAGUCGUUACAGGUGCGAACAAAGGAAUUGGACUUGAAAUAUGCAGGCAGUUGGCUUCAAGUGGGGUUGUGGUGGUGUUAACAUCUAGAGAUGAAAAAAGAGGGCUUGAAGCAAUUCAAAAGCUCAAAGACUCGGGUCUGUCUAAUUACGUAGUUUUUCAUCAGCUCGAUGUCUCCGAUCCCUCUAGCAUUUUUGCGCUAGCAAAUUUCAUCAAGACCCAAUUCGGAAAGCUAGAUGUAUUGGUGAACAACGCUGGUGUUCCUGGAGCCAUUAUAGAUGGUGAUGCUCUAAGGGCCUCUGGUUUUGGCAAGGCAAUCGCCCAAAUCAAUUGGAACGAAAUCACGACCCAAACUUAUGAAGUAGCUGAGGCGUGUAUUGAAACAAACUAUUAUGGGGCCAAACGAAUGGUGGAAGCUCAUAUCGACCUCCUCCAACUAUCUGAUUCGCCAAGGAUAGUAAAUGUUUCAUCCAGCAUGGGGAAGAUUGAGAGAGCGUCUAAUGAAUGGGCCAGGGAAAUUCUGAGUGAUCCCGAGAACAUCACGGAAGAGAAAGUGGACGGGAUCAUGAAGGCUUUCCUCGCAGACUUCAAGGAUGGUUCGACCGAAGCCAAAGGCUGGCCUGCCUUCAUGCCCGCUUACAGCAUCUCGAAAGCAGCCAUGAAUGCAUACACUAGGAUUCUCGCAAAGAAGUACCCGAGUAUCGUCGUCAACUGUGUGUGCCCCGGAUUUGUCAAAACGGACAUCAACUUCAACACCGGCAUACUGUCGGUUGAGGAAGGCGCCGAAAGCCCGGUGAAGCUGGCACUUCUUCCAAAUGGUGGUCCUUCCGGUUGCUUCUUUGUCAGGAAGGAAGAGUCAGAAUUUUGAUAGAGGACAGUAGUCUAGUCUUCCUUGGGAAUGGAAAGUCUAUCUCAGCUAUCGCUACCGUGUGACGAACUAAAUAAUGGUCUAGUUGUAGAUCAUGGUCCUCAACAGAUUGAUAUUUCAUAUCCGACUGUUUUAGAUA
Molecule: messenger RNA, 1168 nt
Organism: Syzygium oleosum
Lineage: Eukaryota; Viridiplantae; Streptophyta; Magnoliopsida; Myrtales; Myrtaceae
Product: (+)-neomenthol dehydrogenase-like
Exons: 5
Coding region: 139-1029 (296 amino acids)
Cellular component (GO): membrane
Molecular function (GO): oxidoreductase activity, acting on the CH-OH group of donors, NAD or NADP as acceptor
Source: RefSeq, a predicted model, not a curated record